AUGCAUGCUAAACCUGUGUCUCCUAUUCGUAAACCAACUGUUAGAAAAAAGUGUCAAUGCUCUAUCUGUAAAAGCAAGACACUAGAAUUUGAUCAUGUAUCUAUUAAAACAUUUAAAUGUCAUCGAGAAAAAGAUAAUUAUGAUAUUACACAUGUUCAAACACCCCAUGAAGACACAUGCGAUACAAUUAGUAGUGCUGUUUCUGAGCCUGUAAAUCAAGAGGAAGAUAGUUUUGAAUUUGAACAGGAAAAUGCUGAAAUGAAUUCUGAGUUUAGAAACCUAAAUGACACAAAUGACAUUUUGGAUAUACGGACAAGAAACCAACCUUUCUCUGAAAUGAAUUGUGUGUUUGGCCCUGAAGAUAAUGUCCAGUAUAUAAGUGACACUUACGAAGAAGAAGAAGAAUAUGAAGAUGAAUCCGAUGUUGAGAUGGACAAUGAUGAAGAUUCUUCAUUGGAAUCAAUCUCGGAAUUGAAUUUGAUUCACCGAUUCAUUGUUAUUUUAGUUGCUCUUUUUGUCUCACUAUACGUCGUGGAUGAAGGAGCUAUAAUCCUGAUUGUCAUAAUCAACAAGAUCCUGCAGUUUUUGUUUGACCUAUUCCGCCUUCCCAUGAGUGUUGCUGGCCUCAAACGUUUGGCCGGAUUUGAAGUGUUGACAAGUGGUGUCAAGAAGUAUGUUGCAUGUAGCAAAUGCCAUGCCAUAUAUGAUAAUGAAGCCGCCCCUUUGUGUUGUACAUCACCCAAUUUUGGCACUGCCAAAAGAAUGCUGGAGAGAUGGGUUGCAGAUGGAUUAAUCGACAAUAAAAAACUCGUUGCCAUGCAAAAGGUUGUUGAGAAGGUAGUGUUGCCACCCGAUUACACGUCACUUGGGACAAAGAUUGCCAAGGGAUUUUCCUAUAUGAAGGCUGAUGAGUGGAAGUCUUGGUGCCUUGUGUACUCUCCUGUGGUUCUAAGGGAUGUGUUGCCGUUGCCAGAGUUCAAGAACUGGAUAGAGUUUGUUAACUCAUGCAGAUACUUCACCAAGCCUAGUGUUUCUGAAGAAGACAUUGAGAAAGGACACAAAUGCUUAGAAGAAUUCUGUAAAGGGUGUGAGACAUUCUACUACCUGGACCUUCUCUCUCCCAACAUGCACCUGCAUCUGCACUUACGCCAAACAAUGAUUGACUUUGGGCCCGUCUAUGGCUAUUGGCUUUUCAGCUUUGAAAGCUUCACAGAAUCUUUCAAUGACAAUUCGUGGAAACAAGCCCCUGCCAUCAUCCGCCUUGCCAUUGAAAACAAGACCAUUAUCAUUUAUGCCAAAACAUGA
Messenger RNA from Phycomyces blakesleeanus NRRL 1555(-), 1305 nucleotides. RefSeq lists its product as hypothetical. NCBI's taxonomy places the organism in Eukaryota, Fungi, Mucoromycota, Mucoromycetes, Mucorales, Phycomycetaceae. The transcript has 7 exons. The record is from RefSeq and is a predicted model, not a curated record. The coding region runs from base 1 to 1305 and encodes 434 amino acids.